Messenger RNA from Ostreobium quekettii, 1173 nucleotides. NCBI's taxonomy places the organism in Eukaryota, Viridiplantae, Chlorophyta, Ulvophyceae, Bryopsidales, Ostreobiaceae. The record is from the annotation of a GenBank genome assembly.
AUGACGGAUGAGCUGGACGUGGUCGCCCGUGCCCUGGCCACGGAGGGGUACCAGGUCAGGGAGUUCCUGAGCUACCGCCGGGGCGGGUCGGGCGGGCGGCUGGUGUUGCGGGCGCUGGAUGAGCGCAGCGACGAGGACGUGGCGAUCAAGUGCUUCCGGAGGGGGCCCAACAUCAGCCGCAAGCACCUGGCGCGGGAGGUGCUCUACCACCGCGGGCUGGUGCACAAGCACGUGGUGUCCUUCAAGCGCGUCUUCCUGACCCCGUACUACCUGUGCAUCGUCAUGGUGUACGCUCCCCACGGCAACCUCCAGCAGUGGCUGCAGCGCGCGGGAUGCUUCCCCGAGGGCUUGGCGCGGGCGCUGUUUCAGCAGAUGGUGUGCGCCGUGGACUUCUGCCACGGCAAGGGCGUCUUCAACCGCGACAUCAAGCUGGAGAACCUGCUGGUGACGGUGGAGAGCGGGGCGGGCGGCCAGCACUUCAAGCUGCAGCUUUGCGACUUCGGCUUCAGCAAGGGCCGCCAUGACUCUACCCCCAAGACGCUGGCGGGCACCUGGGGCUAUAUCGCCCCGGAGGUGGUCAAGAGCUGCUACGAGCGGCGGGGCUACGACGGCCGGGCCGCGGACAUCUGGUCUCUGGGCAUCUGCCUCUACCGCCUGCUGUACGGUGCCCUCCCCAUGGUCGCCACCCCCAACCGGCCCAAGAAGCGCAACUGGUGGGUGGGCGCGGAGCUGAACAGGCUGACGCAGCUCAUCGUGGAGAUCCCCGAGGUGCAGGAGGUGGUCGUGGAGGACGGGCUGCAGGACAUCAGCCGGGUAUCCGACCCAUGCCGCCUGUUGCUGAGCCGGCUGCUCUGCGCCGACCCCCGCCAGCGCAUAACCCUGCCGGAGCUGUGCCGCACGCCUUGGUUCCUGACCGACUACCCGGCCGACCUGGUGGGCUACAACGAGCGCCUGGCGCGGGAUUACGCCGCCGACAUCCGGAACAGGCUGGACGAGUACCUGCAGAGCGAGGCGGAAUUGGAGGGGCUGGUGGACGCGGCCGUGGAGCGGGUGCCGGCGGGCUGGGACCAGGUGGGGUCGCCGGCAAUCGUGGGCGGCAGCGCGUCGAACUUCACGACGUACGCCCUGCCCACGAGGUCGACGGUGCAGAGCCCGGACGCCAGGGGCGUGUAA